AUGUGUUAUAACUCUGAGCGAAGGAAACUUCUAAAUGAAACAAAUGAGUUUGUGGGAGACAAAGUUGCAUAUGCACUCUCACUAGGGAGGAAAGUUAUCGCUUGCAUUGGGGAGACUCUUGAGCAGCGGGAAGCUGGUACUACUGUUGCUGUUGUUUCUGAGCAAACAAAGGCAAUUGCAGAGAAAGUAUCAAACUGGGAUAAUGUUGUUUUGGCCAAUGAGCCAGUUUGGGCCAUUGGAACAGGAAAGGUUGCAACUCCUGCUCAGGCACAAGAGGUAUGCUUACAUCGCUAUGCAGUGUGA
Lathyrus sativus (Indian pea) is the source of this 303-nucleotide messenger RNA. Lineage: Eukaryota; Viridiplantae; Streptophyta; Magnoliopsida; Fabales; Fabaceae. The record is from the annotation of a GenBank genome assembly.